Messenger RNA from Zygotorulaspora mrakii, 2487 nucleotides. RefSeq names its product Sog2p (gene SOG2). Bases 1 to 2487 code for a protein of 828 amino acids. The transcript has a single exon. NCBI's taxonomy places the organism in Eukaryota, Fungi, Ascomycota, Saccharomycetes, Saccharomycetales, Saccharomycetaceae. The record is from RefSeq and is a predicted model, not a curated record. Gene Ontology annotation, molecular function: protein binding.
AUGACUUCAAGCGUUGGUAGUGCCUCUACUACGAACGCAGGCAGUAGUACCUCCUCGCUGAGCAAACCUCCGAUAGCUGCUUCAACGUCGCAUACGUCGCUGCAAAGUGCAAUAGGCUCUAAGCCCUCAAAAGACAGAAGGACUCUGCGAGAUGUGAUAGUAAACGAGCUGUCUCAGCAAAAAGGUGGCGGAUCUACCGUGAAACUUAUAGGAUUGAACGUGACGAAUAUUUUGGACUCAGAUGUGGAGCUUUUAAGGAAUGUCGAACGACUAUCGCUGCGGAGGAAUUUAUUGAUUAGUCUACCAUCAAGUUUUUGUUUACUUAAAAGUGUCCGUUAUUUGGAUCUCGAGAGUAAUAUUCUCAGAGAGAUUCCGCCAGCCCUGUUACAAUGUCCAAAGCUUGAAAUUUUGGAUCUCUCACAUAACAAUAUAGAAAGUUUACCACAGGAUAUCUCAAGUUUAUGGUCACAACAGCUAAAAGUUCUCUCACUGAAAAAUAAUAAUGUGGCAUCAAUAUGGGAUCUAAGUCCUAUUGUGAAACUUGAAAACCUUCGUGUUCUUGAGAUUGUCGGUAACCCCAUCCCUAAUGAAGAGUUAGAGCUAGUACGAACAUAUACACCUAUUGCUGCGAAUAUAGUCAAAGAAGAAUACUGGGCAAUAGCACUCCGAAGAUACUUGCUGAAUCAUCCCUUACCCUCUAGACCGUUUAAUGUCUCCGAUGAUACACGUAUCUCAAAAGCAGCUAAAAGGAUGGGUUUUAUUAGCACAACAUCGCCAGUAGAUUCUGAUCGUGGAGUUUCAAUUACAUCCUCGCCCGUUUCUUAUACUGCUCCGAAUUCGGGCAAUGAUACCGAUACAGCUUUCUCGAAUAAUGAGAAUGCCUCCAAUAAUAAUGAUCUAUACAACCAUUCAAAAUUUAAUGACUAUUUCAAAAGAUUGUCAGUCCUUCCAGAGGAAUCUGCCAAUCAUGAGCAACAUAAAGUAUCUCACGAUGAACUAUUAAUCGCGUGUCGUAAGUUACUUUUCAGCUUUACAGAAUGCCAGCAAAACAUUAGAAAAAUAGCAUCAUUUUGCAAAGAAAAAUCCGUUGCUGUUAGUGUCGUGUCACUUUUAUAUUCUGUAAGAUCACAUAUCGAUGAUCUUGUCGAAGUAUUAGAACAGGCUGAAAACGAAGAUAAAUCUCACGAUGGAGCAUUAAUUAAGCUUUGCAUUACAAUCAUAUCGAUAUUCAAAAAUAUCAUCGGUCAAUUAAGAAAAAAUUUCAAAUCUUUUUUUGAAGCUGAUGAUCUUUGUUUCAUAAGAAUGUUUUAUAUGACAUUGCUAUGUUCUUAUACUGAGAUUUAUAAUGCUUGGUGCUACAUUGACGCUGAAGAAGCCAAGUUAUCUAGAAAAAAACAAAGAGCUCGUGGGCAAUCGGCCAUCGUGCGCCCUUCGUCAGGUGGCAAUUCCACAGGAGCACAAGUCGCUGGGGCCGCAUACCUUCCAAGAACGCGCAGCAACACGCUCCAGUCUAGAGCGCCACCAAACGGUUUGAGUAUAUCAACAGCAGGCCCUUCUUCAAAUGAAGCUAGUCAUGGAAAUGGCAGUAACGUCGCAGGCUAUCCUUCAAGCAUCAUUUCGCCUAGCCUACACACCACAUCUCCGCCACAUACUCUACUUUCUCAAAUAAGCCCGCGAGCCACGACACCUCCCCAAGGUUCUUCCACGGUGUCAUCCAUUUCCCAGCUCUCCUUUGACUUCAAGCAUGGUGAACAGUCUCCAAGACAACAUCACGGUAAUUCUCCGAGAGCUCAGAAAUCUAGCGAAGGCUUUCAAGUGAACACUCGUGAUGGCGGAACAGAUUCCGAAUCCGGUUCACCGUCUGGAGGUGGUACUAAUGUGGAUGUUCAACUAUAUCAAACACUGAGAACUGUAAUUAUUAUGGUUAAUGUAGUGUACGAUCAAUUGACCUCAGAGAUAUCUAAAGCGGCCCUUGCUAGCACCACUGGACAGCAGGAACUUACAGAUUCGCUUUUGACAAAAAUACGUAGUUUGACAGACACUUGUUGUCAAGCAAUGGAACUGUCAAAAAUUCUGAAUGAACGGUUACAACUUCUGAUGUCAGACCUGGAAAUCUCGGAAAAAUAUUUCACCACUGGAGAGAAAGUGAAAACAUGGGAGAGUAUAAAUGCAUUUCUCAAAUCUAUCAUUUCUAUUCUUGCCAGUACCAAAAUUGUCAUGACUGAUAUGCCUGCUUUAAAUGAAAUUAGACCAAACUUGGCUUCUCUGGCGAAAAUUACCAAGGAUGUCACUGUCAUUCUAGAUUUGAGUUCUUACAAAGGAGUCUCCGUGAUUGCUGUUCAAAAUCAACAACAGCUACAACAUCAGCAUCAACAACAGCUACAGCAACAAUCUGAAAUACCGGAGGAUCAACGAGAUGCUGCACAGUACUUUCGAGUGACAUCUACCCCACAGCCUCCACUUCAAACAACUUCAAAUGAGGAAUAA